AUGGAGCUCCAUAGGCGCCAGGAUCAGAGCCUCUCCCAGCGGAAGGGGCAGAAGCGGAAGCUCGAUCAGGAACACCACGAUGAGAGGCAGAUCUCAGCGGUGCCGCCAACCGCCGACGAGCGCGCGGCGCUCCUCUCCGACGUCGCCGAACAGGUGAGCAUCCUCGAGUCGACUUUCACGUGGAACGAAGCGGACCGAUCCGCGGCCAAGCGCGCCACUCACGCGCUCGCCGAUCUCGCGAAGAAUGAGGAAGUGGUGAACGUGAUUGUUGAAGGAGACGCGGUUCCGGCGCUGGUGAAGCAUCUUCAGGCGCCGCCUAUGAGUGACCGUGUCCAGAAGCCAUUGCCGUUCGAGCAUGAGGUUGAGAAGGGGAGCGCUUUCGCGCUCGGACUUCUUGCCGUCAAGGUUGGGCUUGCUAAAUACUCCCUUUAG
Sphenostylis stenocarpa is the source of this 432-nucleotide messenger RNA. Lineage: Eukaryota; Viridiplantae; Streptophyta; Magnoliopsida; Fabales; Fabaceae. The record is from the annotation of a GenBank genome assembly.